Messenger RNA from Annulohypoxylon truncatum, 3097 nucleotides. RefSeq lists its product as uncharacterized. The coding region runs from base 348 to 2876 and encodes 842 amino acids. The transcript has 3 exons. NCBI's taxonomy places the organism in Eukaryota, Fungi, Ascomycota, Sordariomycetes, Xylariales, Hypoxylaceae. The record is from RefSeq and is a predicted model, not a curated record.
CAUCCAUCAACAUUAUUGACGGAAACCAUUCUCUUUGUUCAAAUCAUCUACCUCAGUACCUAGUUUCCGAAUCGCCGUUCUAAACCCCAUCUACGCAUAGCAACACAAUCCAUACCCGCGGACCUCCCAGGUGACUCGUACUACUUACUUCCUACCUCAUUGCAUCGCUGGAGGUUAUUCAUACCAUCAAGUUUGCGCGACACGGUAUAAUUGAGUCUAGGUAAUCCGCAGCAUCGAUCGUCUUCGACUGCGCCUCUCAACCUUCGACAGCAUGCGACCCGAUGUUUAGGGCGCCUUUAACAUCGAGCGACAUCACAAGUUAGGGCAAGUGUCAACAAGGAAGCAUCAUGGCGAACAGCCCGGAUUCAAGCCACUCCAAUCUGAAGGAGUCGUUAGUUUCGCAUAUGCAAACACGGCAGGAAAAUGGACAGUACCUAUCCGAGUCAUCAUCCGAAUUCACUGCGCGCGAGCCGCCUGUCCCGAUCUUAUCCAAGCUCCUUAGAGGCAAGGGUCCCGAGUGGGAAGCAAUAGGAGCUAAGCCGAGACCAUUGCAGCUACUUGAUCUCCCUGUCGACAUCCUUAGACUCAUCGUGAAGGAGGUUACUCAUACGAAUGACCUUACCUCCUUAGCCUUGACAAACUCCACACUUUACUACCUGACAAUACCACAGAUAUAUGCCCGCUUCGAUAUUGUCUGGCCAGACGACACCGUUCCUCCAUCCGACAGCAAAAAUGUCGACGCGCUGACAUAUGGGUUAGCCACAUUGUGUCUAGGCAGCAAGUUCGCCCAGAGGUCGAGAUGGCUACGAGGAAGCUCUAUAGGGUAUGAGAUACCUUCCAAGAGGCUCGCGGAUAACCAGUACGCAAGAUACACGCGUAAGUUCUCGCUUGGUAAUGGACCUAAGGACUGGACAUCCGAGUACAUGGUUACGAAGGAGAGCGGAAAGAUGCUAGGAACAUUGGUGGCCAUCGCCGUCGGAAAGAUGGUCAACUUGGAAACGUUUGUAUGGGAUAUGCCCACCGGCGUUCUGUCGGAGGUCUUCAUGGCACUCGCAUCCCUCCAAGAUCAUUACGUCAAAGGCGAACCCAAACUCGAGAAGGUCUGGAUCCGUUGGCAUGACAACUCUGAAAUUCCCGAUGCUUCAUCAUCCAUCUCUAGUCCGAUCCACCCCCCACCGCCGCCUCUAGCUGUUCCGCCUCUAGGAAGUACAAUGACACCUGUCGGCAAUACACUACCCAGUGACUUUCAUCCGUCUGUGACCCAGCCGAUCAAGUAUUCGGAGAGCCAGGUCGAGUAUCCGACCUUCAGUGUUCUACCACCUUUGAAGAGCUUAACGGUAUUAGACAUCGAUGAACUUGCCUACUUAGAUGAGAUGUCGGUGCUUAUCGAGCGCUCGAGAUCAUGCCUCCGAGAACUCCGAGUGGGAAUUUCGCAGAAAUCUCGUACGGCCGACUUUGCGCAGGCGUGGGAUAGUUACGCCCUGCAGCAAGUGGACCAUGAUGCUCGCUGGCCUGGCGAAAGUCGAAUUGGUGAUAGGAGACUAGGGGGUGUUAUGGGAGUACUGGUUGGCAGAAUAUAUGACAUCCGACGAAAAUCUGCGAAACUUCCAGAAAAGGAACUAACAGAGCUCCCUCAAGGACAGGGUUCUACGUCGCCGUUCAAUGCAGCCGAGGAAUUCGGUUCUAGUUCCAACGCUGCACAUGCACCGCACGCCAUGAUGGAGGCAACCGGUACAUCAUACCAGAAGACUCAGUGGCAGUAUGAUGGCCGUAAUGGAUCGCGCAUGGAGAGAAAACGUCUUGAUGGAAAGCUCCAAUUAGAGACGUUAGAGCUCGAGCGAGUACCAUUGUCGCUACAGGUUUGCACGAAAGCCAUUGACUGGAGCGUUUUGACAAGUCUCACCAUCAUAGACUGUAUGUUUGUUGAGCACCUCUGGAGAACUUUGAAAAGGCAAUUCCACCCUACCACUCCAGGCCAUGGCGCAGCUGCCGGCGCGCCAAGUCAGUACCACCUUGCAUUGAAACACAUACAUACAGAUAGUACUUCGAGUACUCUCAUUAGUUUCAUUAAAGAAACACUCGCGCCAAAUAGUCUGGAGGUCCUUUUCUUGCAAGAUCGCCGUCGCACGCCGCUUCCUGCUGUGAAACUCGACCAGAUUUUCAAGGGGGCGAUAAAACGGCACAAAUCAAGUUUGAAGAAGCUCCUUCUUGAUUGUUCGAACGAAUCAUCAGAAGGUCGCCGUUGGUCAAACUGGGUGCUUAGUAGUGAAAUAGUCUCGUACAUCACAAGUGGGAAAAUGCCGAACUUAAAGGAACUUUCCGCGGCGUUUGAUUACAAGGACUGGCACCCAUUCCUUCAGCGACUGCCGAACAUCCCGCAGCUUCGCUCUCUACAUAUCCCGUACAUGCUGGAGCACAUUUCUAGUUUCGAGCCCAAAGAGCUUGCACUCCAGCUCGUUGACAUCAUCACUUUGCGAGCAGAAAUUCAACUUUGUUACGUAGGUAUAGGGUCUAAAUGCUUCGAGAUAUUAGAGACUCGACCGAGUGAUGUUAGCGGUGGCGGUUCAGGUAGCGGAGAUCAGGGACAGGGUGCCAUCGUGAUCGAGGAAGACGAUGACAACGAAGAUGAUGGCAGUGAGGCUGACGAAGAAACGGAAGAAGAUGACGACGAUGAUGUGAACGACGAUGAAAACAGUAAUGGGAGUCAAGCGGACGCUGGGGAUGACUUGACAGACGUAUCCGAUGACGCUGAGUCUGAGGCAGACUCGGUGCAAGAGGGCGAUUUGGGUGGGUCAGCCGCACGGUUUCGUUUACGUGAGAUACUGUUUUACGACGACAAGGUGGCUAUAUUCAAGGCGAGACACGCCAGGCUAUGAGCUAUGACUCGGGGGCUUUAGGGCAUAGGAGUUUUCGUUAUGUUGUAUUUUAUGAUUGAGGAGCCUCAAUAGGAACACGGCUCUUUGUCGGGACACGAAGCGGGUUUAUUUUUAAAAGCGUUCUAGAAGCAGUAAAAGGUGGGAUUUGAUAAUGUCGGACUCCUAUUUGCCUCUCACCGACAGGAAUUUUAAGAUUGUGCCCGAUCAGUUGGGUUUUUGCA